AUGCCUGCCAGCCUGUGUCACUGCCUGUCUUACAGCCUGUGUGACUGCCUGCCUACCAGCCUGUGUGAUAGCCUGUCUGCCAACCUGUGUGACUGCCUGCAUACCAACCUGCCUUACAGCCUGUGUACCAAUCUGUCUGCCAACCUGUGUGACUGCCUGUGUGAAUGCCUGCCUACCAACAUGUCUGCCAACCUGUUUGCCUGCUUGCGUACCAACCUGCCUUACAGCCUGUGUGACUGCCUGUCUUACAGCCUGUGUGACUGCCUGCCUACCAGCCUGUGUGACAGCCUGUCUGCCAACCUGUGUGACUGCCUGCAUACCAACCUGUGUGACAGCCUGUGUGAAUGCCUGCCUACCAACAUGUCUGCCAACCUGUUUGCCUGCUUGCAUACCAACCUGUCUAACAGCCUGUGUGAAUGCCUGCAUACCAAUCUGUCUGCCAACCUGUGUUCCUGCUUGCGUACCAACCUGCCUUACAGGCUGUGUGACUGCCUGUCUGCCAACCUGUGUGACUGCCUGCAUACCAACCUGUGUGACAGCCUGUGUGAAUGCCUGCCUACCAACAUGUCUGCCAACCUGUGUUCCUGCUUGCGUACCAGCCUGUCUUACAGCCUGUCUGACAGCCUGUGUGCCUGCUUGCGUACCAACCUGCCUACCAGCCUGUGUGACAGCCUGUCUGCCAACCUGUGUGACUGCCUGCAUACCAACCUGUGUGACAGCCUGUGUGAAUGCCUGCCUACCAACAUGUCUGCCAACCUGUUUGCCUGCUUGCAUACCAACCUGCCUUACAGCCUGUGUGACUGCCUGCCUACCAACCUGUCUAACAGCCUGUGUGACUGCCUGCAUACCAAUCUGUCUGCCAACCUGUUUGCCUGCUUGCAUACCAGCCUGUCUGACAGCCUGUGUGCCUGCUUGCGUACCAACCUGCCUUACAGGCUGUGUGACUGCCUGCCUACCAACCUGUGUGACUGCCUGUGUACCAAUCUGUCUGCCAACCUGUGUGCCUGCUUGCCUACCAACCUGUCUUACAGCCUGUGUGACUGCUUGCGUACCAAUCUGUCUGCCAACCUGUGUGCCUGCUUGCCUACCAACCUGUCUUACAGCCUGUGUGACUGCUUGCGUACCAAUCUGUCUGCCAACCUGUGUGACUGCUUGCGUACCAACCUGUCUUACAGCCUGUGUGACUGCUUGCGUACCAACCUGUCUUACAGCCUGUGUGACUGCUUGCGUACCAACCUGUCUUACAGCCUGUGUGACUGCUUGCGUACCAAUCUGUCUGCCAACCUGUGUGCCUGCUUGUGUACCAACCUGUCUGACAGCCUGUGUGACUGCUUGCGUGCCAACCUGUCUUACAGCCUGUGUGACUGCCUGCCUACCAACCUGUCUGCCAACCUGUGUGCCUGCUUGCGUACCAACCUGUCUGACAGCCUGUGUGACUGCUUGUGUACCAACCUGUCUAACAGCCUGUGUGACUGCCUGCAUACCAAUCUGUCUGCCAACCUGUGUGCCUGCUUGCGUACCAGCCUGUCUUACAGCCUGUCUGACAGCCUGUGUGCCUGCUUGCGUACCAACCUGCCUUACAGGCUGUGUGACUGCCUGUCUGCCAACCUGUGUGACUUCCUGCAUACCAACCUGUGUGACAGCCUGUGUGAAUGCCUGCCUACCAACAUGUCUGCCAACCUGUUUGCCUGCUUGCAUACCAACCUGCCUUACAGCCUGUGUGACUGCCUGCCUACCAACCUGUCUAACAGCCUGUGUGACUGCCUGCAUACCAAUCUGUCUGCCAACCUGUUUGCCUGCUUGCGUACCAACCUGCCUUACAGGCUGUGUGACUGCCUGCCUACCAACCUGUGUGACUGCCUGUGUACCAAUCUGUCUGCCAACCUGUGUGCCUGCUUGCCUACCAACCUGUCUUACAGCCUGUGUGACUGCUUGCGUACCAACCUGUCUUACAGCCUGUGUGACUGCUUGCGUACCAACCUGUCUUACAGCCUGUGUGACUGCUUGCGUACCAACCUGUCUUACAGCCUGUGUGACUGCUUGCGUACCAAUCUGUCUGCCAACCUGUGUGCCUGCUUGUGUACCAACCUGUCUGACAGCCUGUGUGACUGCUUGCGUGCCAACCUGUCUUACAGCCUGUGUGACUGCCUGCCUACCAACCUGUCUGCCAACCUGUGUGCCUGCUUGCGUACCAACCUGUCUGACAGCCUGUGUGACUGCUUGUGUACCAACCUGUCUUACAGCCUGUGUGACUGCCUGCCUACCAACCUGUCUGCCAACCUGUGUGCCUGCUUGCCUACCAACCUGUCUUACAGCCUGUGUGACUGCUUGCGUACCAAUCUGUCUGCCAACCUGUGUGACUGCUUGCGUACCAACCUGUCUGACAGCCUGUGUGACUACCUGCAUAUCGACUUACGUACCAGCCUGCGUGACUGGCUGUGUACCCAUCUGUCUGCCAACCCAUGUGCCUGCUUGCGUACCAACCUGUCUGACAAUCUGGAUGGCUGCUUGCCUGCCCAACCCUCUUCAACAGGUAAUGUAGAUAACCCUAUGGAAAAACAUUCAGUCAACCCCACAGGAAUAGAAUAUGCCCAAAGCCACAUUGACCAUCUUGCCUCGCUUUUGAAGGAGGGAAGCUCUGAUGCUGAUGACAUUUUUCAAAAGAUCCGGUCUCUAGAAAAAAUCCUAGAAGAAACACAGGUGAAUGAGACAACUUUGAUGUCAAAUGACAGCAUUGUCGUCCUUCUAUAUAAAUCCACUGAUGACUUUGAAGGUCUGGAAAUUAAUGCCAAUGACACUGAGGCAAGGAUAAACGAAAAUGUGGCAAACCUCAAGGUGAAGGUCCGUCUGCCGAGAGAGCUGAAACUUCAAAAGAAUGACACAGCUGUCUUCUCCAUGAUUCAGAUACCAAAAGAGGUUGCUUCAAAGGAAUGGGAUACAUUGUAUGAUCACAGAUUUGUUGGCCUGAGUGUGAGUGGCAAGAACAUUUCAAACCUUCGAGACCGAGUCAACAUCAGCAUAUAUUCAUCUACAAACCCGAGUAAAACCCAAGAACCCAAGUGUGUGUUCCUAAACAAUACAGAAAACAACUUUAGCACUGAUGGCUGUUAUACUUUAUGGCGCUAUAAUCAGCAUUACGUCACUUGUUCCUGUGACCAUCUUACGUACUUUGCUGUGCUCAUGGUAAAUGCAAAGCUCUCAGCCAUAGACGCUGAGAUCCUGUUCUACAUUACCUACAUUGGCUGUGGUAUUUCUCUUCUUGCUCUGGUUGUCACUGUUGUGCUCUUCAUCACCAACAGACAACUCAGAGUGGAUGAUUCCAAGAAGAUCCACAUCAGCCUUGCAGUUUCCCUCAUCCUCCUAAAUGUCCACUUCCUCCCCAGCCAGGCAGUGGCAGAGGCAUCAUCCAAUGAGCUUUGUCUUUAUGUUGCUCUUCUUCUUCACUACUCCCUGUUGGCCUCUUUCACCUGGAUGGCCCUGGAGGGCUUCCAUCUCUACCUUGUCUUGGUCAAAGUCUUCAACAUCUAUGUGAGGAGAUACCUGCUCAAACUCAGUGUGGUGGGAUGGGGUCUUCCUGCAUUGGUUGUGGCAGUUAUGGUGAUCAUUGACAAAGACAACUAUGGUCGUGUGCCCCUGGACUCAUCUAAACCCAAUGGAACUGCAGUAUGUUAUAUAACUGAUGACACGGCGAAGCUGGUGACCACAGUGGGACUGUUCAGCCUGGUGUUCCUCUUUAACGUGAUCAUGUUUGGACUGGCAAUCAAAUGGUACAUGGGUGCUGACUUACACAAGGAGCAUGGACGGAGUAAACAUCACAAAGCCAAGCAAGAGAUUUGCACCCUGCUGGUGCUCAUGGUUCUGCUGGGCCUCACCUGGGGCCUGAUCUUCUUCUCAUUUGGCCACCUGACCACCCCUGGACUCUACAGCUUCUGUAUACUGAACUCUUUGCAAGGUUGCUUCAUCUUCAUUUACUUUGUGUUGACGUGGAAAAAGUCGAAAGAUGCUGCUAGCAAGCUGAGCUCUUCUGAAGUACAAAGCUCUGACACUGGAACACAAGCAAAGUCCCACCCAUAAAGAUGUGAUUGAAAAAUGUAAACGUGCCUGCCUUUUUAUAUCUCACUGUUUUUGUUUAAAAAUAAAUAUCCAAAGAAACAAGCAUUUCCAAUAGUGCUAUCUCAUUUUAACCAAAGUAACAUUCAGUUAUAAGGAAAUCUUCAAUAUAUUUUUUCUCUUUAAGCUUAGCUAUCUUUUGGUUGCUAAACAAGUGCUCACUCGUUGGACUCAUCUGCUGCCUGGUUUACUCUGGUCACGACCCGGACUGUCUCUUGUUGUUGGAGUAUUGCAUCGCCCUUUGGAUUCUUUAGCCACCUCCAGCCGCUCCAGUCAUUACCUGCAUGUUCUGCCUGUCAUCGGACUGAUCUGCUCGCAUCUCCUGUACUGCCUGUCAUUUACACACCUUUU
Molecule: messenger RNA, 4461 nt
Organism: Fundulus heteroclitus (mummichog)
Lineage: Eukaryota; Metazoa; Chordata; Actinopteri; Cyprinodontiformes; Fundulidae
Product: serine-rich adhesin for platelets
Exons: 13
Coding region: 1-4074 (1357 amino acids)
Biological process (GO): G protein-coupled receptor signaling pathway; cell surface receptor signaling pathway
Cellular component (GO): membrane
Molecular function (GO): G protein-coupled receptor activity
Source: RefSeq, a predicted model, not a curated record